This is a messenger RNA of Lipotes vexillifer (Yangtze River dolphin), 2028 nucleotides long. It is a transcript of the gene PAK6, whose product is annotated as p21 (RAC1) activated kinase 6. Gene Ontology annotation, biological process: protein phosphorylation. The record is from RefSeq and is a predicted model, not a curated record. The transcript has 8 exons. Lineage: Eukaryota; Metazoa; Chordata; Mammalia; Artiodactyla; Lipotidae. Bases 1 to 2028 code for a protein of 675 amino acids. Gene Ontology annotation, molecular function: protein serine/threonine kinase activity; ATP binding.
AUGUUCCGCAAGAAAAAAAAGAAACGCCCUGAGAUCUCGGCCCCACAGAAUUUCCAGCACCGCGUCCACACCUCCUUCGACCCCAAAGAAGGCAAGUUCGUGGGCCUCCCCCCACAAUGGCAGAACAUCCUGGACACACUGCGGCGACCCAAGCCUGUGGUGGACCCUUCACGCAUCACCCGGGUGCAGCUCCAGCCCAUGAAGACAGGGGUGCGGGGCAGCGCGGUGCCCACGGACGGCUACAUCUCGGGGCUGCUCAACGAUAUCCAGAAGUUGUCAGUCAUCAGCUCCAACACCCUGCGCGGCCGCAGCCCCACCAGCCGGCGGCGGGCACAGUCCCUGGGGCUGCUAGGGGAUGAGCAGUGGGCCCCCGACCCGGACAUGUACUUGCGGAGCCCCCAGUCUGAGCGCAGGGACCCCCAUGGCCUCUACCUCAGCUGCAACGGGGCCGCACCAGCAGGGCGCAGGCAUGUGCCAUGGCCCGAGCCACAGAGCCCGCGGGUCCUGCCCAGUGGGCUGGCCACCAAGGCACAGUCCCUGGGCCCCACCGAGUUCCAGGGUGCCCCGCAGCGCUGCCUGCAGAGCUCCCCAACCGGCACCUCGGCCUCCACGGCCGCGGGCAGGCGGGGGCCCAAGACUGCCGGACAUGGCUCUGAGGAGGCCCGGCCACAGUCCUGCCUGGUGGGCUCGGCUGCAGGCAGGCCGGUGGGGGAGGGCAGCCCCAGCCCUAAGACCCUGGAGAGCAGCCUGAAGCGCAGGCUGUUCCGAAGCAUGUUCCUGUCUGCUCCUGCCGCCGCCCCUCCAAGCAGCAGCAAGCCAGGCCCUCCACCACAGAGCAAGCCCAACGCCUCUUUCAGACCGCUGCAGAAAGACCGCCCCCCAAGCCUGGUGGCCAAGGCCCAGUCCUUGCCCUCAGACCACCCCGUGGGGACCUUCAGCCCUCUGGCCACCUCGGAUACCAGCAGCCCCCACAAGUCCCUCCGCACAGCCCCAGCUGCCGGCCCUCCUCCAGGACGGUCUUCCCCGGCAGGCUCCCCCCGCACCCGGCAUGCCCAGAUCAGCACCAGCAACCUGUACCUGCCCCAGGACCCCACAGUGGCCAAGGGUGCCCUGGCUGGUGAGGAAACGGGCGUUGUGACACACGAGCAGUUCAAGGCCGCACUCAGGAUGGUGGUGGACCAGGGUGACCCCCGGCUACUGCUGGACAGCUACGUGAAGAUUGGCGAGGGCUCCACGGGCAUCGUCUGCCUGGCCCGGGAGAAGCACUCAGGCCGCCAGGUGGCCGUCAAGAUGAUGGACCUCAGGAAGCAGCAGCGCAGGGAGCUGCUCUUUAAUGAGGUGGUGAUCAUGCGGGACUACCAGCACCUCAACGUGGUGGAGAUGUACAAGAGCUACCUGGUGGGCGAGGAGCUGUGGGUGCUUAUGGAGUUCCUGCAGGGCGGGGCCCUCACGGACAUCAUCUCCCAAGUCAGGCUGAAUGAGGAGCAGAUCGCCACCGUGUGCGAGGCCGUGCUGCAGGCCCUGGCUUACCUGCACACUCAGGGUGUCAUCCACCGGGACAUCAAGAGCGACUCCAUCCUGCUGACCCUCGACGGCAGGGUGAAACUCUCGGACUUCGGAUUCUGUGCACAGAUCAGCAAAGAUGUCCCUAAGAGGAAGUCCCUGGUGGGAACCCCCUACUGGAUGGCUCCUGAAGUGAUCUGCAGGUGUCUGUAUGCGACUGAGGUGGAUAUCUGGUCUCUGGGCAUCAUGGUGAUUGAGAUGGUAGAUGGAGAGCCACCCUACUUCAGUGACUCCCCAGUGCAAGCCAUGAAGAGGCUCCGGGACAGCCCCCCACCCAAGCUGAAGAACUCUCACAAGGUCUCCCCAGUGCUGCGAGACUUCCUGGAACAGAUGCUGGUGCGAGACCCCCAGGAGAGAGCCACGGCCCAGGAACUCCUGGACCACCCCUUCCUGCUGCAGACGGGGCUGCCCGAGUGCCUGGUGCCCUUGAUCCAGCUCUACCGCAAGCAGACCUCCACCUGCUGA